AUGUCAUCCAACACCGGAAGAACCAUCUCCAGAGAGAGAUUGUCACUACUUAUGGCCUUCGUGGAAAUGGGACGGACAUAUUUCUUUACUUCCUCUGCAGAAACUAAUUUGAAGACACCCAACGAAUUUGAGGAAGAGCAACAAACAGUGGUGGCAGGGAUGCCACCACGAAGAAAAAUACCAACGCCACCUACACCCCGUUCCGUGCGGUCAUUACAAAAUAAGCGAUAUCCAGGGAGAGAACAACUAGUUGAUGGAAUGGAAGUGAUUGCAAAACUAUGGUUCAUUCUCCGCAAGUACAUCCUGACGUUGGCGCGGUUCGACCUGUUCCUCCAAGGAGCACUUCUGAUCGUAGUCUUUCUGGAGAGCAAUGUCUACUUGCUGCUCAGACGAAACGCUGGCACUGGAUACCUGGCUUCGAUAAAUGAAGAUUGGGUUAAAUUAGGUGUUGGGGGUGCUGAAUUUUUGUUAGGUGGACUGGUGGCGUGGUGCGGACGAGGCUGGAGGCAUUUCGCAUUGUCUGGUUGGCUGGGAAUCACCGCUGUAUCCGGCCUGAUAGUUUUAGCUUUCCCGUUCCCUACCUCCGGGCGGCCAUCGGUGGAACUCUGUGGAGGAGGUCCAAUCACGGAGUACUCAGAACAACUCAACGUCCAGACUGCAGAAGACGAUCUACUUGUACCCAGGACCGUGUUCCUCGUACUGACAGCUAUCCUCUGUGGGCUGACCAAGAUCAGCGUGUGGGCGCACGGAAUUACAUACUUGGAUGACCACGAACCGCAAAGUGGGCCGUACUUUUACGGUAUACUAAUAUCAAUUCGCCUUUCCGUGGGCCUGAGUGCUACGAACUGGUUGAGGUCUGGAUCCGUGAGGGACGACUGGUAUGAGGCCCACGUGUCUCUAUCGAUGCUGACCCUCAUGUUCAGCAUACUUUUCUCUCUGUUCCCAAGGAGAAUGGAAGGGUAUAAGGAGUUUGAACCAAUUGAAUACAAUUGUAAGUUUUGUAUACUUACUCCAAUUGGUCGCAUGCUCAAAAAUAAGGCGCUAAUGCUGCAGACAUUUGCGCUGUCACUGAUCAACACAGCUGCCUUCGGCUAUGUCAACUAUGACACGGCGUCCAUUCAGGCUAAAUUUCAAGUGGAAACCAUACGUCAAGACAUGCGCACCUCACGGACUAUUCUAGAGAUCUUCAGAUCUCUCGUCGUUAUCUUCUUCGUAUCGAUUUUCCGUAUGAGAUUUUCCGGUCGGCGCAGUGACGGAGUUAAGUCACACACGGCUUCGAAAGUCGGUGGCCUCGUGUGCGUUUUGGUUGCGGCGUUCUUCGCGGUACUGACUGGUCUCAGUUGUAGGAGGGGCGAGCUGGCUGGAUUGAACGGGGAGUACCAACAACCGGGCUGCAGUAGUGGAUGCGGGUGUGCUUCAGAGACUUACGGAUUCAGUCCUGUAUGUAUAUUGAACACGUCCACGACUUAUUUCUCGCCGUGUCACGCGGGAUGCAGGCAAUACGAAGACUUGAAUGGAUUUUUAAUAUUUGACAAUUGCGAUUGCGGUCCACAUCGGGCUAUUCGUGGCAGCUGCACCUUACCUGACUGCUGGCUGCUAUAUAACAUCUACAUCGUUUUCUUCACUGUGGCUCUCGCGGCCUCCGCUGCGGCAUGCCUCAUGCAAGGCAUGGCGAUCCUGAGAUCAGUUCCUCGGCGGGACAAGCCCAUAGCUGUGGGCGUUAGCUUCGCCAUCGUCGGACUCUUAUCGAAUGUCAUCGGACAUUUCGUUUACAUGGUCAUCAGUCAUUUCACGUGUGCUUACGAGCAAGACGGCGAAUGUCUUUUCCACCACUUUACUGUUUGGACUAUUGGAUUGGCCAGCAUUAUUCUGAGUGUAUUGUCAGGAACCUUCAGUAUACUAGCGAGUCGAUAUAGAGUCACGCCAAAAGUUCUUAUCAAUAACAUUGAUGACAGCUGAUAAUUAUACAGAUUAUAUUUUAAAAUGUCUUGAUUGGGACCUGAGAUUAACUUUUAUGAAAAAAAGCUUUAGGCCUGUUCCACCAAUUCCUGAUAAUUUAUCUUGCACAUAAGCUAGGAUGUAACACCAGUAAGAUACUAAUAGAAUUUAUUAUUAUAGGGCCAGUUCUACCUAA
Messenger RNA from Melitaea cinxia (Glanville fritillary), 2134 nucleotides. Its product is annotated as solute carrier organic anion transporter family member 2B1-like. The coding region runs from base 1 to 1959 and encodes 652 amino acids. Gene Ontology annotation, cellular component: membrane. The transcript is spliced from 13 exons. Gene Ontology annotation, molecular function: protein binding. NCBI's taxonomy places the organism in Eukaryota, Metazoa, Arthropoda, Insecta, Lepidoptera, Nymphalidae. The record is from RefSeq and is a predicted model, not a curated record. Gene Ontology annotation, biological process: transmembrane transport; sodium-independent organic anion transport.